AUGCGCACAUAUGGCUGGCUCAUCGUUGUUUCUGCGCUCAUUGCGACCUCGUAUGCCCGACCUCAACUUCCGCAUUUCGAACUACAACAAGCCAGCAGCGCGAAAGCCGACUCAGCGGAACGAUCAGUCAGAGGCACAUGCAAGCGUAUAGCUGCUCUAACAGAUCUCUCGAAAAUGGCCUCGAAUCAAACUCGACUCGACGCCUUACUGGCGAACAAGAAGCUCACUCAAGAGCAAGCCAGUAAGAUCCUGUCGGAGAAGGACGCGAUCAAUGCUGAGCUGCAGAAGCUGAGCUCGAACGCCACACUUACGGCCGAAUGCGGCGUCGUCGAUGCGCACCGAAAAGUUGUCAAAGACUGUGGGCAGCUCAACAAGCUGGAAAAGCUGGUGGAGCUCGCGAACAACAAGACUGCAUACGAUGAACAUCUAGCAGGGGAGAUCUUGAACCAGAAGCAGACGGAGCAGCUGAAGAAGAAAAUGGAGACUGCAGAGCUCAAGCUGCAAGACCUCCGCAGCAACAUCACCUUAAUCGAACUAUGCACGACAGAGAUCGGACUUCGCCAGAACGGAGCUGCUGGGCAGCAGGCUGGUGGUGAUAUCGGAGAAGCUGUAGACAACAGCGGUGCUAUCAGCUUGACAACAAGUGACGCUGCUGCAUCAGGCUUGAAUUCGUUAAAUGGACCAUGCAGUCUGGCGCUUGGAGUAGUUCUUGCCUUUGCACUUUUCUAG
Messenger RNA from Didymella exigua CBS 183.55, 729 nucleotides. RefSeq lists its product as uncharacterized. The transcript has 2 exons. The record is from RefSeq and is a predicted model, not a curated record. Lineage: Eukaryota; Fungi; Ascomycota; Dothideomycetes; Pleosporales; Didymellaceae. Bases 1 to 729 code for a protein of 242 amino acids.